Molecule: messenger RNA, 507 nt
Organism: Saccostrea cuccullata (small rock oyster)
Lineage: Eukaryota; Metazoa; Mollusca; Bivalvia; Ostreida; Ostreidae
Product: hemagglutinin/amebocyte aggregation factor-like
Exons: 3
Coding region: 1-507 (168 amino acids)
Source: RefSeq, a predicted model, not a curated record
AUGGCAGAUGUAAGAGAAAAACUACAAGUAAUUGUAUUUUCCCUGUGUUUGGACCUGGCUUUCAAAGAAGCUUUGAGUUUCAAAAACAAGUUGGAUGGUCCUCUUAACUUCAGUUGUCGAUCCCCAAAUAAAUUCAUUGAUGCAAUAGUAUCAUUCCAUAGCAAUCAUUAUGAAGACAGAAGAUACGAACUCCUUUGUGGUACAGCUCUAAAACAUGGGAGGGAUGUAAAUUGUCAUUGGACAGGAUACGUCAACGACUUUGAUAAUGCAGUCCACUACCGAUGUCCUGGUGCCGGGUACAUCAACGGCAUGGCAAGCUAUCACCACAAUGCUUAUGACGAUAGACGCCAUAAAUUUCAUUAUCAAUACAAACAGUGUCGUUGGACGGGCUGGGUAAAUCAUUAUGACCAGCCAGUGGUAUAUUUUGUACCAAAAGGUUAUGUCCUGCGUGGAGUCAAUAGUGUCCAUCACAACCAUAAUGGGUUUAGCACACAUAUUCCCUCAUAA